Messenger RNA from Macrobrachium nipponense, 11837 nucleotides. Its product is annotated as longitudinals lacking protein, isoforms J/P/Q/S/Z-like. Gene Ontology annotation, molecular function: transcription cis-regulatory region binding; DNA-binding transcription factor activity; protein binding. The transcript is spliced from 12 exons. The coding region runs from base 3511 to 6249 and encodes 912 amino acids. Gene Ontology annotation, cellular component: nucleus. Gene Ontology annotation, biological process: regulation of transcription by RNA polymerase II. The record is from RefSeq and is a predicted model, not a curated record. NCBI's taxonomy places the organism in Eukaryota, Metazoa, Arthropoda, Malacostraca, Decapoda, Palaemonidae.
UCGUCCUCUGUCUAACCAAGUAUGUAGUAAUGAGACGUAAUCAUUUCCAUGUUUUUUUUUAUCUAAUCACAUAAUCAUUUAUUCCUUUAUAAACUCAUUGCAUUCUUUUUCUGUUCUUCAACGUUUUGGUAUUUACUUGUAACUAAUAAGUCAAAGUGAGUGACAGGUGAUCCACUAGUUAGGAGAAAUACAUUAGUUAGCUCAUUUUUAGCGUAGCUUUCGGUGCCACUUUGCCAGCAUUAUGUCUGUGUAAAUUUGUUUUAGAUCUGAUGGUGUAAUUUGGAAUCAUCCCAAAUUAUGUAUACAUCCUUUUCAUAUAUUUAACCUGAUUUUGACCUUUGUGUUAAUGAGUUGUUUACAUUAAGGGUUCAUCAACUACCAACAGGUUCCCUUUGUGCACAUUGUUGUGUUGCAUUGGGUAACCUAGACGGCCAGCUCUUCAUACUGUACAUAUAUAUUUUAUUACUUUUACAGUUUGGCUCUCUUACUCAGAAGUAGUUAACCUUACUUAGGGAUGAAACAUUUGCGAAGUCAUUCUUAAAACUAAAGACAAUGAAUGACUGCAUAUUUUUCUUUUUAUGUGAGAACACAUGGAUUGCUAGCACCUUUGUUCAGAAGGGAUCUUGGUUUCUUAGCCCUAACAUGACACUAAACUUAAUCAUAUGUCUUGCAGCAAUGCAACACAGCAAGGUUAUCUUUCUGCGCCUUUAAUCCUUUUGCCUGUUUUGAACUUUUGGGAAUAUGUGUUCCUUGCAGCAAAAUCUUCCAGAAAGAUCUCAUGUCAUUACAGCUGAAAACUUACUCUAGAUGAUAUUCUUUUUAGUUUUUUCCAAUCUGAAAAAAUGUGUAGCAGAAUCUUCAUCAGCAAAUAGUAAUUCUUUUUCUGUUUUUCAUUCCUGAGCCCAUAUAUUAAUGGAGCUGUCCUUUACUUCCUGUAAAGUAUUUUACAUUAUUCAGUCUUGUGGGUGAUUUUAUGUUCUCACAAAGACCCAAUGUUGUUUGAUAUAACAUGUUGCUAUCUAACAGAACACAUUUUCUGAUUUUGUCUUCUAACCACAAAUUUAAAGCAUUUUCUGUCUUUAGCAAACAGAUAUCCCUCUCUGCAGUGUUUUUGCUGUUGGAGUGUUACAGUGUAAGCAAAGGCGUCAUAACUUAUUGUGUCUCUCUGUACUACAGUAUUUAUUUUAUGGAUGAUUAGUUAUGGUACAUUAUGGGCACAUAAGAAGCAGAGGCUGCCUUCCAUUUUAUUAAAAAAGCAGGAAUAUCUGUUGUCUCACUUUAAAGAGGCCCCUUUUGCUCUCGUAGGUUAAGCAGAAGCCAUCAUCAUUACUUUACAGUUUGGUUCUCUGUUCACAAAACUUGAAGACACGCCUCAGUGGCGUGGUUGGUAUGGUGCUGGGGUCCCACCUCGGUGGUCGCGGGUUCGAUUCUCGGCCGUUCCAUUGAGGAGUGAGAGAUGUGUAUUUCUGGUGACAGAAGUUCACUCUCGACGUGGUACGGAAGUCACGUAAAGCCGUUGGCCCCGUUGCUGAAUAACCACUGGUUCCAUGCAACGUAAAAACACCAUACAAACAAACAAACACAACUUUAAGCAGAAUAACAUUAAACAAAGCCAGUAAUGUCAGUAACAUGUAUACAGAACUUCACCAAGUAAAUGUUAGGAGUCAGGUGGGCCUUUGUGCAGGUGUGUAAGGUAUUUUUGGAUGGGCUAAACUUUUCUGAGGACUGAGUGAGAGGAAUAAUGUUGAAUUUGCUUAAAGGCAUUGCUGGUGAUUGAAAAAUUAUGGAGACAUAACAUUAUAAUUUGUAAUAGGGAGCCACUCAAAAAUAAACCCAACCCCACAAGAAUAGUCUCAAGGGAAUUCCACCAUAAUUGGUGAAAAACCUGUCUCCUGGCCUACGAGUUAUGUCCUCAAUUCCAGCCUUGUUUUAGAAGAAUUCUCUCUCCAAUUAAAACAUCAGUUCAGAGCUAAGAGCAAAUUUAUGAGUAAGCCCAAAGAGAGAAGCCUCUAUUAAGGCGAGGCUGAACUCAGAACUGGUGGAUUAGGUAUCAUGAUGCAAACUGUGACCUGCUCACUGACUAAGAUCCAGAUUGCAGCUGUACUUUACAUUCAGUUAUUUAACCAAGAUACAGUCUGUAAUCAACACCGAACAGGUACUAACUGUUAAUUGGGCAAAAUGUAUUACUAUCAACAUUUUCAUAAAAAUAGGAUGUCGGAGAUUUUAUUUUUUUUCAGUAAGCCCACUUUAAGGUUUUAUCACUAACCCCAUUCACAGUGAAUUAAAUAAGAUAUUAUCGUCUUUCUUUCACUGUUACAAGCUUUGGUCCAUUUGUAAAUAUUCGGAAUCAUUAGAAACAAACUGAAGAAUCCGGACCUCUUUUACAUUAGUCCUCAAGUCUGUCAUUAAUUUUCAUCCAUUCAGUGGUGUUCAAUUCAUUCAUAAUCUUUAAUUUCUUUGUCAAAAAAUUACUUCUCGAAAACCUUUUGAACAAGACAGUUCCAGGCCUGCAAUUAUCUCUUCAAUGUGCCUGAUAUAAAAUAAUUCAAAUUCAAAUCUCUGAAAAUUUUUAGAAUUUUUUGUUUUGAUAUUGUAUUGUAGUUCCAGUUAGUGAAACUUUAUAAUAACCUAAUCCAUCUUUGUUUUGUAUAAUGUUUUUGUAUUUUGAUUGUUUUCACCAUCUCUGCAUGACUGAAUCACAGCAAAAUUAAAUAGACUGUAUUCUCUUGCCCCAUCAUAUUAUCUUAAUUGAUCUUUCAUCGUACUGGCAUUUAUUUCUGAACUCUGGAAUGUUGCUAUAUCAUUUCACCCUUAUUCCUAAAAUCUGUCAUGGAGGUUAACUCUACACGACUCCUUUCCUUUUCUUUGUUUUUUGUUUUGUCACAAUCGCCAGACUUGGCCUACGUAAAGGGGAUCAGCUUGUGUCAGACAAUGCCUGGGACAAUUGUGAAUUUCAGAGAUUGUGUAAGACAACUGGAUGAUAAAUUUGUGCAUUCAGUGUUCAGUGGAAUGUGGAUUCACUCAGAGAGAAAACGGCAGAUUGAAACAAUGAAAAUGCAAACCGUGGAAAUGUGCUGGUUUGUCAUUGUGAAAAAUGGUACAGUAACUGUGUUGUGACUUUGUCUUUGUGCCUAUAUUUAGUUCGCCUUGUAGAACUUGAUCAUUACUAAUGUCACUGGAAGAUGGACUUAUAUUAUCAAGUAGAAUUAGAAGAAAAGACUUGUACAACUCUGUAGGUGCAGUGAAAAUCCAAGCAGAGAUGAUAUACAACUGGUGAAGUGCAGUGAAGUUUUAAAAGCAGAAUGUUUACCACCAUUGAAGUGUAAUGUUUAAACACGUUGUUUCUUUGCUUCCUGGACGCUUGCACAAUCGUUUAUCAUAUUGGAAAUAUGUAGGAAUCCAUCUGAAGGAUGAAGGAACCUAGGAGAAACCAAGGAGCUGAAAAGACAGCGCCGAAGAAAUCAAGUUUGCAUUUUAGUGGUUACCACAACGACUCAGUGUUAUAACAAGAUGGAAGUGGCAAGGGUGAAGCUGAAGUGGAAUAAUCAUCAGUGUAUAUUCAGUCACUACUUGCAAGAGUACCUGUAUUGCAAUCAGCCUCGUUUUUCGGAUGCCAUGAUAGCAUGUGAGGGACGAAUUUUCAUGGUCCACAGAAUAAUCUUAUCUACAUGCAGUCACUUCUUUGAUGAGAUAUUUCAGAAGACUCCCAACGACAAUGCCCGACCUGUUAUUAUCCUGAACGACGCGUCAGUUGAGGCUGUAGAAUGGCUUCUCUCAUACAUGUAUUGUGGUGAGGUGACAAUACCUAAGGAUUCCCUCCCUUUGCUGUUCAAAUUAGCUGAGCAACUCAAGAUCAAGGGUCUGUCUCAGUUGGAGAUUCCAGAUUUUGAGAAGAGGCUGCCUGUACCUGGUAAUGUUGAAGGUCAGGGUGAUGGCACUGCUAAUAAAAAUGUUGCAAAGUCACACAAGAGGAAAUUGUCAGAGGGCAAUAAUGUUCAGACCAAGAAAUCUACAUCAUCUGUCUCAGUCGGACAACAGUCAGAUUCUCCAAGUUUUGUGUUGACUCCUCCCUUACAAACAGUCGCUGCCUCUGCAACAAACAUGUCUUUUCCUCAAAAUGGUUCUCCUGUGAUUGUAACAAGCACUGUGCCUGGUUCCCUGUCUUCAUCAAGCAUAAUUAUAAAACCUCCAACUGCAACGCCGUUGGCAAGUAGUAUGGGAACUCGUAUAAUACCUCCUCCCAAUGUUGUAAGGCCAGAGACAAUGUCAUCGUCCUCAUUGCCAAUUGUAACCAUACCAGUGUCUGCCUUGCCUGCAGGAGUCCAAACCUCUGUCAGUUCUGGUUCUCCAAUGCUCCAAACCUCUGUCAGUUCUGGUUCUCAGAUGCCAAUUCUAACCAACUGCCUUCUUGGAAAGUCAACAGUUAUACCAAGCUCUGUACCAUCUUCAACAGCUGUAACUUCAUCAGGGUCAUCCACAAUCAUUGUAACUUCCUCAACCAGACAUAAUGGAUCAAUUAUUACAGAGAAUUCUGCCUUUAACUUCUUGCCAGUUGGCACAACUACUGACCACCCUCUACUGACUGAGAUCAAAGAGGAAGUAAAGGAAGAACCCCUUACCUUGGGCCCAGACGAUCCAUUGUCCAUGGAUAACGUCGAUGACUACGAUGAUGAUGACUUCAGUAAUUGGAGUGUUGAUGACACUCCAGUGUUGCCAGAAGCAAUGUCAUCAGCAUCCAACUCAACCUCCACAAAUGCACACAUGUUGGUACUACCUAGAGUGGUGAGCUCGCUGAGUAUGGCUGAAGUUUUAUCCAGUAAAAAAAAAUUAAAGAGUAACGACACAGCCUCUGAAACUGUUCGAGAACAAGCUGGCGGAGGUGAGGGGGAAGGAUCAUCCUGUGGUGAAGAAGGGGGAAGUGUUAGUCGUUCACAGCACGUCCUUCCACAAAUAGUACCACCGUUUAUGGCAAUGAAAACACAUGUUAAAGCUAAAUCCAAAGACAAUAAGAGCAAAGUUCAGCAGUCUCAAGGUCACAUUCAAGGCGAUAAGCAACCGCCAGCUAGUGAUGUGGAAGGACCUGUGAAGAUGUACACUUCAGAUGUCGUUGAUGUUAAAAAGGCCUAUUUACCUCAGAAAACACCUGAAAAGACUGACAUGCCUUGCCGCAUAAAAGUUGUAACCAAAAGUGUGAAGAAAGAUGAAUACACGCCGUCCAAAGAAGUUGUAGAUGGGAAUGUUCAGAGUGAAAAAAGGCAACCGGAACCAUGCAAUGUAACUAUUACCAUGCCACCAGCAAGGAGUGUUAAUGAGCCUCAGAAUCAGUAUUCCAACUUUGAAGAUGAUGCAGGACUCAGAGAAAUGAUGGAAUUUAUCCAAGAAGAAUCGGAUAAUAGCCCAGUUUUUGUUCCAAUAGAAUCGGAGAAGAAAAGGAAUCAGCCUUAUUUGAUAAGGUCGACCAAAAUUGCUACCAAGAACGACGAACCCGUGAAGUUUUGCUUGAGAGGAGCUAAGGCAAACCAGAUUGUGACCAUAUGCAUGAGAUAUACAGAAGAGAAAUACAAACACAUACCGGUGAAUCCAUGCCGACUUCAUCAAAAGGAUAAUGGAAAUUCUAAUUUCCUGAUCUCUUCUAUUGGUGGCAGCCCUGUCAUGUACAGGAAUGAUGAAGAUGGCCAUCCUACUGCCCAUAUGGUCAUUGGUCACGUGGACAUGGUUGAGAUGUCAAAUUUCAUUUUUUUUGUCACUUUCAUCUGCCUUAAUUCAUGUCACAAAAAUAAUGGAAAGAAAAUGGAACUUGUGUGCAAGCUGUUGGAUCCGACCACUAGUCAAGUGGUGAGCCAGAGUAACUUCGAGGUACGAGUUUGUAAAAAUGUCAAGAGAGACUACAAGGAAGUCAUCCAAGGAGGAGACAGCCAGUGCCUUAAAGUGCUUGUGCGACCUGAUGCUUACCUGUACCCAGAAGAGGUUGUCCUUACGGAUGGAAAAAGUGCCGGGAAAAGUCAUGGUCUUGCCUCAGGGAGUGGAAGCAUUCAAGCGCUUGAGGAUAAGGUACCAAUAGCUGAAGCAUUGACAUUAGCAAAAAAGCAGGACAACCAAAACCAUGAUCUUUAUUUGAUACGCCUCCCAAACUCUAAGCGAGGGAAGUUGGUUUUGGAUUUGGUUCGUGAGUUUGAGAAAACCAUGUUAGACUUGGAAAAUAGUCCUGCAUCUCAAGAUACUGUUGGUAAUGAUCAAGAAUCUCUUUGAUUCAGCAGAGUUGCCGCAUGGUAAGUCAAGUAAGACUCGAUUGCACACACAAUCUGAAAAUUCUAAGGUUGAAAACCUAUACUGCCAAAGUGUACAUUAAUGAACUACAUUGCUGUUCCCAAGUUUUUCCGUUAGUUAUAGCUAGUAAAAAAAUAUUUAGUAUUUUGUUAGUAUUUGUCACAAUUUGCAUUGACUAGUCUACCUAGAGAAAAGUAUCUUUGAGUUUUGUACCCAAUAAUGAGAGGAAAUGUCAUCUCUAAUUUAGAUUAAAUGGUGAUAAAGUGAUUUAUGUUCAGAGAAAUGCAGUGACAACGUUAAGAGUUUGAACUGAGAAGUAGGAUUGUAAUGCUGAGCUUUGGUGUUCCAGGACAGCAUUUGGACAUAAUACCAACAUUACAACGGGAUUGAAUUGGUGAUAAUUGUUUGUAUGUGAGGGGUAUUGUGGCAGUUCAAAACACUGAAAUUGUUAGAAAAGUGUGCGCCCAAAACUAUUCUUUGGGAUGUUACAUUUAUCAUCACCGGUGUGGAAAGCAUUUCCAUAUCCCAGUGAAUGCUGACUCUUACCCAGUUAAGUAAAAUACUAUUACAAUAUUCACUGAAUAAUGUAAGAGGUUUAUGUAUGUCUUUUGUUCUCCCGUGGGGAUCCUUUUUGAACUAGUAGUUCAUUCAGGUAGUGUUAAGUACAUAUCUCCCUCCCAUAUUAAGUUACAGCACUUGUAAUAAUUAUACAAUGGAAUACAAGACUAACAAUCUUAAUCUAUUGUAAUAAUUUUAUAAUGGAAUACAAGAUACUUUAACAAUCUUAUCUAUUGUAAUAAUUAUAUAUAAUACAAAAUACUUUAAUAAUCUUAUCUAUUAAAUAUUACUUUCUUCUAUGUAAUUUAACUUAUUCUGCAGUAUCCGUAAUCAGAUCCUUUUAUUGACAAGAAGAGUUUUUUUUUUUUUUUUUUUUUUUUUUUUGUGGGGAUGAAAUUGUUCCACUUAGUUCCUAACAUAUCCUAUCCUCCCACAGAAACUUCAAAAUGUGUGCGUAAAAAUAGUAAGUCUUAUGAGAAGGUGACUAUAGUUUCAGGUAAUUCCCAUUCAGAAGCAUUGCAAUGCCAUAUUUCAAGGAGGGGAAUGUUCAGAAGAAGCAUUUGAUGCUAUAAGUCAGGCCACUGAAGCCUCAGAAUAAAUUUGAUUUCUAGGUAAUGUGAAUAAGCUCUCAUUAAAGUUUUUUUUUUUUUUUUUUUUUUUUUAAGACAAUUUGGUUGAAUGUACUGAGCCCAAUUCUUUUGUGGUGGGACAUACAGUAUAAUUUGCUGUGAAUUUUAUUAUGACAGUUGCAGCAAAAGGCAGUGAGAAGCUCAGAAAUUUCUCUGUUCCUUCAGGGAAACUGGGUACAUCCUUACUCCUCAAACCGUAAGAUUUGUAUUGUGGUCAUGCAUUUAUGCUUCUCAUUUGUAUCAGAUUAUGCACAGAAGUAUUUUGUAAAUACCUGUAAAAAGACAGAGGUAUGUAAGUGUAAGUUUUUGUUAUUGUAUUAGGGAACCAAAUUUGGGAAGGGCGGGGGAGUGUCUGUAAAUAGUAUGAAUUCUUCAUUAUAAACAAGAAUUGGAUAUAAUACUGUACCAUGAAUAGCAUUAAAUGCAGUUAUGUUGAUAUCUUAGGAGCAACACAAGAUUAUGGUAAUAAAGAGUGUUGAAACAUUCAAAGUAAUAUGAAUUUCAUUUUUAUUAUGUUAAACAUAGUAUUGUUAAAUUACGUAAUUAUAAGAUAUCCUACUCCAUGCAAACAAAGUUAGAAUUAAUUUUUUUAUUAUUUUUCUUAGAUUACACCUGCUUUUGCUGGCACAAAAUUUCCUUGUUGCAGUUUUUCAUUCUAUUGACAUUUUUCUUAGCUGUAUGUUGUCUGGUGAAAUCAGUAUUUAUAUUAUUAACUUGUAAAUGGGGUUUAGACAGUAAAAGAGGCACUUAGGAGUUUUGUUAAAGUGGGAUAUGAAUUGCAUGGAAAAUGAAUUAUCUUUAAGAAUGAGAGUAUGUUGAAACAGAUCUCUCAGUUCUUUUCCAGAAUUAUAUUUAAAUUUUUAUGUCCUGCCAAUGUGCAGAGAUUAAAGUUUUUCACUUGUUCUGUAGUCAGUUGUGCAGAUAGCAUUCUGUUUAAUAUUUGUUUUAAAGACCUUUGGUAGAAUAUUGCGCAGAUGACAUCUUCAAAGAAUUGUUUUCUCUCAGAUAUUUUAUAUUUUGGAAACAUUUACCCAGAUAGUUUAUAUUUUUAGGAACUUUGAAUUGUAAGCAAUUGUAUUUAUGGAUGGUCCACAUUUUAUGAUGACUCAGAUGAUAAGUGACAAUAAAUUGAAAAUAUUUCAACAUUGUAUGACCCAUGUUUAAUAGAACAUUGCAGUAGUCAGUUUCUUAAUCCUGUAUACCAUAUGCAGCAAAAUGUUCUCUUAUAUAUAUAUUUUCACUUCAUGGUUUUAAUUUGGAGUCGAUAGUGAAAAGGUACUCAAAUGAUAUGACUUGAAAAUGCUGUUAUUGCCAAAGUGGCAGAAUUUUCAUAUGUUGAAAGGAAAAUGUGGCUAAGGAAGAAGUGUGUGUGUAUGAGUUUUUCCUCUUCUUUUUAAAUGGAUAGUUGAAACAUUGGGCAUCAUCCAGCCACAUCACUUUCAGAUGUGUACUAUUUGUAUAAUUGUUAACUUACAAAAUGGCAUGUAUAACAUUCUCUGAUUUUAGUCAAGGAUGGCUACCACAGCUCCAUUAGCAUCGUCAUUUAUCAAUUUUUCCAAAAAUAAAUCAAGUGUCAUUGAAAGUAAAGUGAAUUCCACAUGCAAAAAAUUUGCUCAAGUGAACAUAACAUUGGGAUCUCACUAAGACAAAAAUUUGCAUGAAAUAAUAUUCUAAUUCAAGGAUGAUAACAGUUACUGUACUAAAUUUAAUUUUUUUUUUUUGCUUCAGUCAUUUGAAGAAUUAAAAUUUAAGAUUCAGACCAGAAUUAAGUUGCUCUUGAGGGGCUGGAUGUGAAGUAAUAGUUGGUAGCAAUCAUUAAUGACAUUAUCCAUGUGUUUCAUGGGAAAGUGUUCUUGGGAGUUUAUGUAAGAUUUGAGAAUGUUAGCAGUUAGUGUAUAAGGUAUCAAGACAGCACAGCAAAUAAUGAUGAUAAAUUUCAGGUAUGAAUUUAUGUACUAUAUUGUAUAUAUAUAUCUUUCAUCUUCUAUUUUUUAAGGAAAAAACUGGUAUAUUGCAAGUAAUUGCUUGUAUAUAUUUCAUAGGUGUUUUUAAAAUUUUUAUUUACAUUUGUCUGAGGGUAUGGGUUUUGGUAUGGCUAUAGAAGGCAAUCUUGGCGUAUAUAUGUUGACCUCCAGACUUUUAGGUGAAAAUCUGGGUUUAUAACUAACUGCCUUGCAGGCCAACCACCAAAUGUAGUUCAGCCAUGAUUCAUUAAUGUGUCAGAGAGCGCCUCAGUGGCACGGUUGGUAUGGUGUUGGCGUCCCACCUCGGUGGUCGCUGGUUCGAUUCUCGGCCAUUCCAUUGAGGAGCGAGAGAUGUGUAUUUCUGGUGAUAGAAGUUCACUCUCGACAUGGUUCGCAAGUCACGUGAAGCUGUUGGUCCCGUUGCUGAAUAAUCACCGGUUCCAUGCAACAUAAAAACACCAUACAAACAAACCAUGUGUAAAAGAAGUCCACAUUCUGGCCAGAUCUGCACUUGAAGAUAGGAGGAGCAUUCAAGACUGCAAAGUAUAAUGAAGAGAAUAUAACAGCCCAAGUCUCCAGCUUUCCAAUGAGUAAGAUUGCAUAAUUUUAGUGGAGCUCCUCUAUUGUGAAACCAUGGCUUGUAUAGGGGAAUAGUACAAGACCCUUUGAAAUGUCCAUGGAAACAUUGGUUUUAUCCAGUCUACUAAGGAAGGAAAUUUGAGUUUGUGUGCAUUUCAACCUUUGGUUGUGUUAAAUUCAUUCAAGAUUACAACACACUACCAGUAUAACAUUGUCAAUGUGGCCUAUCAAGUUACACUAUGCACUGAAGUCUUGCUGAGACACAGUACAUCCACCAUUAUUCUUCAAGUUUGGCAUUGGCAAAGAGAAGGAAGAGGUCCUCUCCUCUUGACAUGUCAGUGGAUCAAGGCUGAGCAGAAGGUAGUAUGAUUCUGCAAUACGACAACUAGUGAUUGACCUGCUUCCUUGACCAGACUUUUCAAUAUUGGUGAAAAUAGACCUGUACUUAUGACACAAAAAGAAACCAUUUGAUCUAAAAAUAUAUAUAUAUAUAUACGUACAGUGCAAUGUUUCACUGCCAAAACAUCAUAAUCUCAGUUCUUAGUUUUCCGAUCUUAACUUUAUUUUCUAAAGCCUAUAGAUCGUGAAUCUGAAACCCACAGAUCAUCAAUUAUUCAAGUAAAAGAAUAUAUUUUUAUUAUGUAUGCUAAAUGUUGGUACUCAUUUUGACUAUUUCUUGAAUAUUAAUCAUCAUUGUCUAUCAUGACUGUGCUUUGAAUUGAAAUCAUUAUAAAAUACUUGUAUUUUCAUCAGUACAUGAAUUUCUGUUCCCUUAUUCCCAAAGAGAAGUUCAUUUUCAGACAUGGACGUCCAGAUAUUAUACAUGCAUGUACCUGACAUUUGUCAAGUCAUUAACUCCUACCUUAUGUUUAUUGAAGCUUAGUAAAUGAAAAUACCAGUGAUGUCGUUAUAAUUCCAGAACACAUGAAACGGAUUUGCACAAACAUCUUUAAUCAUGAAAACAGCAAGUGCAGAUACUUGCCAAAAGACUCAUGAAUACUUUAUAUGUUCAGGAAAGAAUUCUGUGAAAUAUAAAUCUUAUCUUGUGAUGCGUAUGUAAGUGGAAGAAUUUUGGCCUCUUUUCUAGAUAAUGACCCCUAGGUUUUUUUAGGUUCGUUAUCUAGAACUAACAUUUCUUGAGGAUCAUCAUCUUUAUGAUAUGUACAGUCUUUAGAGUAUCUUUUACAGUAAUCCUCAACGGGCUUGUACUAAACACGCCGCAAAGGUGAGUAGGUACAUACUGAGUUAAAACCCUUAAGGAUCACUAUCUAGGAAAGAUCUGAAUUCUCUGAAAUAUAAAUCUUGUGGUGAUACGCAUCCAAAUGGAAGAGUUUUGAUGUAUGAUACACAGUGCUCUGUACUUUGUUGGCUAUUAAAGUUAAAAAAAGAAAAUGCUGCAAGUGGUGAAAAUAUGUAUUGCAGCAACAACUCUAAUGUAAAUAGUUUUUCACUGCAACCUAAUACCUCAACUGUAAGUGUUUAGCACAAAGUGCUGUAGAAUUGCUUGUACAUAUAAUUUUUGCCAGUGUGUUUGUAACAGAUAUUUGUAAAGAUGCUUUGAUAUAAUCAGUGAAUAGUUUGUAGGAUGCAGUUGCAAGAAAUAACACAAGAAAUUACCAAAAUCUGCCAUUUAGCUAUUGUUUCAUUUUUGAGAAUGAAUUGCUUCAGGUAGACAAAUAAAUGGAAAAUGAUAGUUACUGGCAGCUUGUAAUGCGAAUUAAGAUACAGUGAAACUUAUUUUGCACUUGCCACAUCUUCAAAGUGUGGUUUCAAGAGUUUAAAGUACAAGAUUGUAAUUUGCUGUUGUUUAGGUAUACAAUAAAUAUAAUGAGCAAACUUA